Penicillium taxi is the source of this 1305-nucleotide messenger RNA. Its product is annotated as peptidase family M28. Gene Ontology annotation, biological process: proteolysis. Gene Ontology annotation, molecular function: metalloexopeptidase activity. The transcript has 6 exons. Lineage: Eukaryota; Fungi; Ascomycota; Eurotiomycetes; Eurotiales; Aspergillaceae. Bases 1 to 1305 code for a protein of 434 amino acids. The record is from RefSeq and is a predicted model, not a curated record.
AUGCUGAAAUUUAUUCUAAUCCUUCUCGUGGGUACAACCCAUGUUGCCAGAGCGGCUGACGCGCAAGUGGUUUUCGCUCCUGCGUCCAAGACUCCGAGUGCGCACGAGCACAAAGUUGACGAGGCCAUUACUGCAGCUUUGAAAGCGCAUUCGGAUCCAGUCGCGGCACUUGUCUCUUUGAAACCUGAAACCGAAUUGCUCCUUACUCAACCGCGUCUCUUGCAUGUCCUGGGCGAUGACUCCAAGGCACAAUGGAUGACAGAAGGAGACAAGCUGCGCCUCCGUAGACACGGAAAGAAGUUCUUAGACAUUACCGAUCAUGAAGAGUUCUAUGCUGAGCAGGUACAUGACUUGACGGCUGGCAAGCCUCACCUCCCCGACCUGGUCCAUGAAAGCCUUAUCCGGCCUCUCUUCCCAAAGAUUGACCAACAGCGUAUGGCUGAUGUUCUCUACCACAUGACUGGGUACUACAACCGGUACUAUGGAGAUAUCCAUGGCGAAUUGAGCUCCGAAUGGCUUCAUGAGCACAUUGCUGAGAUUAUCGCCAAAUCUCCAUUCCGUACCCAUAUCUCGCUCGAGUAUUUCACCCAUCCCUUCCCUCAGUCAUCGAUCAUUGCUCGGUUCGAACCCAAGGUCCGCAAUGCUUCUGCCCCAUUGACCAUCAUCGGUGCACACCAGGACUCAGCCAACUAUCUCUUCCCCCUCCUGCCAGCCCCUGGUGCGGAUGACGACUGCUCGGGUACGGUGAGUAUCCUGGAGGCCUUCCAUCUUUUGGCCGAGAGUGGAUACACGCCUAAGAAUGGCCCUGUCGAGUUCCACUGGUAUGCAGCCGAAGAGGGUGGUUUAUUGGGCAGCCAGCGUAUUGCCCGCUACAAGAAGGAGCAAGGCACGCGAAUCGGUGCGAUGAUGGAAUUUGACAUGACAGCCUUUGUUGCCCGCAACGCGACCGAGACUAUCGGAUUUAUAUCGACCCAGGCUGACGCGGCUCUUACCAACUGGACCGUGAGUUUGAGCGAGAAGUACAUCUCAAUUCCCGCGGAGAUAUAUGAUCUCGGACCGUCCGCUGGCUCCGAUUACAUGUCAUAUACCCUACUCAACUACCCGGCUGCUAUUGCCUCGGAAGGAAAUCCCUUAGCGGGGGGCAAUUUCCCUGGUGAGUAUGAUCCCUAUAUUCACGGGAGUCGCGACACCAUGUGGGUGAAUGAUGAAACGGGCUAUUUCUCUAUUGAUCACAUGGCACGAUUCACCGAACUAGCGAUUGCAUUUGUGGUGGAACAGGCUGGUUGGAACAAUGGAUGGCGGUAA